CCGCAUCACGGCGGCCAUUUUGUGCGGCUGCGGUCGGUGCGCGGGGCUCGGCGCGCCGCGGGCCCGGGCGGGUGGCUCCGUUCUAACCCUUUUUCCCGUACAGAUCCCUCGGUAGAUUUCUUGUAGGAGUCAGAAGUCCCAAGUCCAGUUACUGCUGCAGUUACGAAGCACUGGCUGGAAUGUUUGCAACAACAUAAACAAGUUUCUUGGUGUGUGGUUUCAGCACAGCAUGGCUGUGGUCAUCCACUUGCAAGUUGUUCCGAUUGCGGUGGGGACCAUGGACUUCUCUGGACUGACCAUUCCCAAUGGGGGUGUGCAUAUUGUAGGGGAUGAACUGGGGGAAUAAAAUCAGCAGUGUUGAUAUUACAAAAUGACAAAACAUCCUCCGAAUAGAAGAGGGAUCAACUUUGAGGUGGGAGCCCAGUUGGAAGCCCGUGACAGAUUAAAAAACUGGUAUCCAGCACACAUUGAAGAAAUUGAUUAUGAAGAGGGGAAAGUACUUAUCCAUUUCAAGCGCUGGAACCAUAGAUAUGAUGAAUGGUUUUGUUGGGACAGUCCUUAUUUACGUCCCCUAGAGAAAAUACAGUUAAGAAAAGAAGGAUUGCAUGAGGAAGAAGGUUGUGCAGGAUUUCAUAUCAAUGAUCGGGUUUUGGCAUGCUGGUCUGACUGUCGCUUCUAUCCAGCCAAAGUUACUUCUGUUAACAAAGAUGGUACAUACACUGUGAAAUUUUAUGAUGGCGUAGUUCAGACAGUCAAAAACAUUCAUGUCAAAGCUUUUUCCAAAGAUCAGAAUAUUGUGGGUGAUGCUAAGCCUAAGGAAAGAGGUAAUGAAAUUCCAUCAUCUCCUGAAAACCAGGAGAAAUUUAAAGAGCAGAGGAAAGCAACAGGUAAUGCAAAGAAAGACGAAGAUGAAAAGACAUUAAAGACUGAGAAACGAGUUAAACAGCCUGAUAAAGAGGGAAAAUUUAUAGUCAUCUCGGAAAAAGGCAAGAUCUCAGAAAAGAAUAUACCUAAGAAUGGAAAAGAAGAUAAAGAGAAUAUAUCAGAGAAUGAUAUGGAAUAUUCAGUAGAUACACAAGUUGAGAAGAAGCCUGAGAAUGACAAGGUAAAGAGUCCACAGGAAAAUGUGAAAGAAACUAAGCGAAAGCGUGGCAGACCACCAAUAACACCUCCCACAGAGCCAAGUUCUCAGACGCUGCAGCCCAUAACUUUGGAGUUAAGACGUCGGAAAAUACCUAAAGGAGGUGAUGUUCCACUGAAGCGUCCCAGGAUUGAAAAAACGUUGUCUCAGGAAAAAUUUAAGAACUCUUCAGAUAAUGCUGAGAGAGACCAGAUCAGGAGGCGAUCGUCAAGACUCUCAUCCAGUAUUAGCCAUGAGAUUUUAAAUACAGAUCUUGUCACAACUUCCACGGAAAUUCAGACUUGGAAAGAUGCAGUAACUAACCAAAAUGAAUCUGAGAAGGUCCAGUUAGAAAUUCCUGUUGAAUCUGACCAAAGUCUUGGUGAACAAGGAUCACCUGGAAACACAUUGCAUAGCACAGCACUCAGUACAGACGCCAGUUUGCAGGAAGAAAAAGCUGAAGACACUGAGUCUUCCUCUGUUCCUGUCAGAACUCAAGAAACUUCUGCUGCUACAGGUUCAGUAACAAAACCUUGUAGGAGAACAGAUUUUCUUGCAUCAAAAAAAGCUGGAACUGUUGACCAAGAUCACAAGUUUAGAUGCAAGUUCUUGGACUGUUCAAAAUCCUUCCGCAAAGCCAAGUUAUUGCAUUAUCACAUGAAAUACUUUCAUGGAGUGGAGAAGGCUGCAGAAUCACAGCAGAACCCUGUAAAAAGAAAUAUUCAAACCAGAGCUUCUUUGGCUUCUGAAAAAGCUAAUCAAGAAAGGUCAAAAAGAGGACGGACCACAGCUGGUUCACUGUAUGCUCCUCUACACAUAACCCUCAGGAGUACCCCAUAUAGAGAUGAAAAAGUAGAAAAGAGAAGAACUUCAACUCCUGUAAGUGCACUAAAUAGUCACCGACAUUCUAUUAAAGACCAAACCAAGAACCACAUAGCAAGAGCACUGCGAAGGCCUCGGGAAAGAGAAAGAGUUCAACAUGCUGUUAAAGGACAUGAGAAGAGCAAAGAAAAAAAAUCCAAAGACUUCGAAAGAUCCAAGUCAAAGAAAAAGAAAAAAAAGAAAAAGAGAUCUAAGCCUGGGUAUUCGGGCACUGAGGAGAACACAGAUAUGUCACAUGAGCUUUCACCUGAAAAAUCAGUUGUCACAAAAUCUAAUUCUUCUAGUAAAUCAUUUGCUUACCCAAGUACCCUGCUUCACUGCACUGAUUCCGGACAGCACAAGGGAAAAUCAAAAGCAAAUGGGUUUUAUGUAAAUACUUCUUGUACAGAGGAUGACACCGUGAGUGAGUCAUCUAUGGAUAGCUUGUCUUGGAGUGACGAUGACUGCAGUCAGGAUGUUGACGUAACCACCAACCCGGAUGAGGAAGUUGAAGAAAGUGAUUUUGAGAUUGUUCGGUGUGUUUGCGAAGUAAAAGAAGAAAAUGACUUCAUGAUUCAGUGUGAAGAGUGUCUGUGCUGGCAGCAUGGAGUCUGUAUGGGCUUACUGGAAGAUAAUAUACCUGAGAAAUACACCUGCUAUAUUUGCCAAGAUCCUCCAGGUCAGAGGUCCAGCUUAAAGUACUGGUAUGAAAAGGAGUGGUUAAGUAAUGGUCACAUGCAUGGCUUAGCAUUUUUGGAAGAAAAUUACUCCCACCAGAAUGCCAAGAAGAUAGUGGCCACUCACCAGCUGCUUGGUGAUGUACAGCGAGUGAUCGAAGUCCUGCACGGGCUGCAGCUGAAGAUGAGCAUAUUACAAAAUAAAGAACACCCUGACUUAAAGCUUUGGUGUCAUCCAUGGAAGCACAUCACGGUGGAUGAAAAAAUCCAUACAAAACACAUCAUUCACUUCGAGGAAAACUGCUGCAAAGAGGAGACAGCAAGUUACAGAACUUGGAAUGGGACAGUUGAGAAACCCUCAACAAUUCCUUCUGUGGAGGAAUCUUACAUUACGAGUGAACACUGUUACCAGAAGCCUCGGGCCUACUAUCCUGCCAUAGAGCAGAGGCUGGUUGUGGAAACAAGAGGUUCAGCCAUGGAUGAUGGUGUAAACAGAAUAAGAGAAAAUGGGGAUGAUGCCUUCUCAGAGAGGUUUGGCUGGAAUCUGGACCAAGAAAUAUGCAAGAUGGAAAAUGAAUCUAAACACAAUUACCCUAAGGUGAGAGAGUCUGUCUCUAAGAAGGUCUCUCCAGAGGAAGCUAUUGAAAUGAAAUUGCUGGAAAAAGAUAAAGAAGGAGUAGUGAACUCACAGCUGCAGUGGCAGCUCAAUCUUUUAGCUCACGUGGAAUCUCUGCAAGAUGAAGUCAUACACAGAAUGGAUUUCAUUGAGAAGGAGCUAGAUGUUCUGGAGAGUUGGUUGGAUUACACAGGAGAGCUGCAACCCCCAGAACCACUGGCUCGACUCCCCCAGCUCAAGCAUUGCAUAAAGCAGCUGAUAACGGACUUGGGCAAAGUGCAGCAGAUCGCGCUGUGCUGCUCCACGUGAGGCUGGAGAGCUCUGGACUGUGUGUGCAAAACUGGAGGGUCUGAUGGGAGCACAUCUGAAUCUGUAAAUUAAACUAGCAUGCUGGUUGCAUGGGAUGCAGAUUGACUUCAGGGACUUGUGAAGAAGCGUUGUUCAAAGAAGAGCAAAAAGGUUAUUUCAGGUCUAUUAGACAAUUAUAAUGCUGUGGAAAGGGUCAUACUCUUGUCUCCAGAGGUUGCCUGUUGCUUGUUAAGUUACACUAAAAUUUUCACUCCCUACAAGUUGCUCAUCAAAACGGUAGACUUCUUCAUCAUUAAAUUGACUAAAAAUUGUGCCACUGAAAAACAGAGUUCUAAGAGCCAAAAAAGUUUGGUUGACAGGGGUUGUAAAUAACUUUGCGUAGUUUAAGUGACUCAUGUCAUGUUUUAUUUCUUCUGGUUUAUGCAUACUAGCACUCAGUAUUUAAUCAUUAGGAGAUGUUGUAACAGUUUCAGACUUAGUAAGUAUGAAUGUCCAGCUCUUGACUGUAAGUGUUAUGUGGAGGUUUUCAAGUAACAGUGGCCUGACCCACAUUUCUGUUACAGUAAAUAAUGUAGCAGGAAGUCACAGGUGGAUUGCACUUAUUUUCAGAAUAAAUGAUUGUUUUCCAUAUUUAUCCUCUCACUGUCACAUGACUUGGUACUGGGGAAGCCCAUGAAGGUGGUGUUUAUGUGUGUGUAUUCUUGAGCUCUCAACUCCAGCCAUCCUGUGCCUCCUGCAGCAGUUGCUGGGGGCAUCCCUCGUUGCAGGAGUAUGGAAUGCCGCCGGGAAAGGACUGGAGCCACGCUCUGAGCUCAGACUGCAACAUGGUCUGUCAUGGAUGUGAUAUAUUUUCUACCCAUUUGUUAAUAAUUGCCAUUCCGGUUAUAUUUGGAAAUCUAGAUUUUUUUCAAUACUCUGGAUGUGUUCAUUGUAAAGACUUGCUAUGAAUGUGUGGUUUUGGGAAUCAGUUUUUGUGUAAAUAAAGCCUCAAGAUCUAUGCAUGAGGUGCUGUCCUUGCAGACAGUGAGUGGGUUAUUAUCUUAAAUGUUCUGUGUUCACUAAGUCCCUUUUUAUACCUUAAGUUUUAAUUUUCAGUUUGUGUUUACUUUGUGAUGCAGGUGACAAGGCUGCUGAUGUUCAGUCAGGUUAUACAGAACCUUUGGAAUGUUGUGAGCAUUUGAGAGGUUCAGAGUCUUUCAGCUGCAUUUCACCACUCCUGAAAUAAUGGCUGUAACUUCAGUUUUCCUUCAUAGACAUUGCUGAGUUCAGUUCCCUAUGGAACACAGUGAGCUGGUUUUGCAGUGAGAGCGUGUCCUUAAAAAGCUGGAUUUAUUACCCUUAUUUUAUUGUGUGCAGUGGUACUACCAAAGGGUAACAUUCAAACAGAGUUGUAAUGGAAAGGUCCAUACCUGUACAAAUUACUAAUUUGGAAUAUAUAUCUGUAAUGUUUUUAAUCUGCAAAGAAUAAUGAAAACUUGAAAUAUCCAGUAUUACUGUGGGAGUUGCAGUCUCUACGUGGUGAGUAUUUUAUUUCCUUCAGAAAACAAAAUAAUUAGGCUGCUCUAGGUAGUAAAACUAAGACUUUUAUGCCAAGAUUCACUUCAGGCAAUAAUUUGUCUCACAGUUUUAUAGUACUGUGUUGGUAUAUAGUGAAUACAACGUACAUACAGAAGAGAAACAAACUUUCUUUUCUGUAACACAAUUGGAAUAAAGCUUACAUUGUAUUUUAAGGAUCACUUGGCUCUCUGAAUAUAAGACCAAUGCUGUACCGUGGCUCAUUCCUGUCAGGUACCUGAGCUCAUGUAGCUCAGAACAGCAUCAGAGGAGCCUCCCAGGCAGCUGGUGAUUUUCAGGUGAAAUAGACCAGAAAAGGUGUUCCUUGGUUACAGUCUGUAAAGCAGGACAUGCUUAGUGGGAACAGCUUGGUUGUGCUCCCAGUCUGAGAGCAUUCAAGCACUCAGUCCCUGAGCUGGCUUCUUGCUGCAAAGGGGGAUUUCUUCUCAAGCAAUGGCUUCUGUGUGCUCAUUGUAUAUUUUCACUUGUCAGUUUAUUUUUCCUCAGGGCAGUAUUGGAGGUUUGGAAGAAAAGGCAUUUCCCAUGGGUAGAUAAAGUUGCAGACCCUGGAGACUUGCAUCCCUUCAGUAGUGCUGGGGAAGCCCUUGCAGAUAAAGACUGAAAAUAUUUAUUUAAAAUAGAGUAGUACUUCUCGUAUUCAGGGAAGAUUCUUCAUUGUGCUCUGCCUGGAUUCAUUUCUGUCCCUUUUUUUGCAAGUUUCCUUAUUGUUAUUUUUAGUCUGGACCAACUGUUCAGACUGACAGGUCACUUUUUUGUUUCUUUAAAUCACUGGUAAGUGAAUGCAACGUGGAGCUGUGAUGAACUGAGCAAACAUUGCACUGUGGGUACACACGUGUUUGUUGAUGCACUAUUAGAACCAAGGGGCUGUACAUAGAAUUUUGUUUUGGAGCAAUAUUUGCAAAACUUGAAAACUUCUGUAUCUUGGUGUUUGGAAUAAAUAAAAAAUAGGUUUUUGUUGUUUAAGUUCUUAGUAAAGUCUUUGUUUCAAUUAGUUAUAACUCAAUAAAAUAAUUUUGGAAUUUUUUCCUUCA
Molecule: messenger RNA, 6189 nt
Organism: Passer domesticus (house sparrow)
Lineage: Eukaryota; Metazoa; Chordata; Aves; Passeriformes; Passeridae
Gene: PHF20
Product: PHD finger protein 20
Exons: 22
Coding region: 371-3583 (1070 amino acids)
Biological process (GO): regulation of transcription by RNA polymerase II
Cellular component (GO): nucleus; MLL1 complex; NSL complex
Source: RefSeq, a predicted model, not a curated record